Messenger RNA from Liolophura sinensis, 3765 nucleotides. RefSeq names its product histone deacetylase 11-like. NCBI's taxonomy places the organism in Eukaryota, Metazoa, Mollusca, Polyplacophora, Chitonida, Chitonidae. The coding region runs from base 15 to 1277 and encodes 420 amino acids. The record is from RefSeq and is a predicted model, not a curated record. The transcript has 11 exons. Gene Ontology annotation, molecular function: histone deacetylase activity. Gene Ontology annotation, cellular component: histone deacetylase complex. Gene Ontology annotation, biological process: epigenetic regulation of gene expression.
GAUCGGAGAACAACAUGGAAGAUGACGACACUUUGUCAAAGCAGCGCUCUCCUGAUAAAAUUGAAACAACCAGUGAUAAUCCUUCCCAUCCACAUGACACUCAGCUAUAUUUCUCAAUCAAAGACACACAGUGGCCAAUUGUGUAUGCUGUAGAGUACAACAUUGGAUUUUUAGGACUUGAAAAGCUGCACCCCUUUGACUCAGGAAAAUGGGGAAGAAUUAUAGACUUUCUGAAAGAAGCACAAAUGGUUCGAGACAUCACAUUAGUUCGACCAGUGGAGACUAGUAGAGAAGAUCUGUUAGUGGUCCACACUAGACGAUAUAUAGAUAGCUUAAAGCUGUCCAGCAUUGUGGAGGGGAUUAAUGAGUUCAGCAUCAAUGUGGCAGGGAUAACUGAGGUACCUCCAGUUGCCUGUCUGCCUAACUUCAUUGUACAAAGGAAAGUUCUCAGACCUCUACGAUUCCAGACAGGAGGAACUAUACUUGCUGGCAAACUGGCAGUGGAGAGAGGAUGGGCAAUAAAUGUGGGUGGUGGUUUUCACCAUUGUUCAUCCGACAGAGGUGGUGGAUUUUGUGCCUAUGCUGACAUUACUUUGUCUCUCCAGUUCCUAUUUCAGAGAGUGGAAGGAAUUGCCAAAGCCAUGAUUAUAGAUCUAGAUGCCCAUCAGGGGAAUGGCCACGAGCGGGAUUUUAUGAAGGAUGAGAAUGUGUAUAUCAUGGAUGUCUACAAUAGGAACAUUUAUCCCCAUGACGGUUUUGCGAAAAGAGCUAUUAGAAGGAGAGUGGAACUGGAGUCAUUUACAGAAGAUGAGGAAUAUCUGAGUAAAGUCAGAAGGCAUGUAGAUGGAGCACUGAACGAAUUUACUCCAGACAUUGUCGUGUAUAAUGCAGGCACAGACAUCCUUGAUGGUGAUCCUUUAGGUCGUUUGUCCAUCAGUGGUCAGGGUAUAAUAGAGAGGGACCAGGUGGUGUUCACCCGGGUGCGAACGCGAGGUAUCCCCAUUCUGAUGGUAACCAGUGGUGGAUAUACAAGGGGCACAGCUAGGAUUAUUGCUGAUUCAAUCCUCAAUCUUAAAAACCUUGGUCUGAUCCAGUGUGAUGAAGCAGAGUUUUUACCUGAAGAGCCCAUGGUGCCAUCCAUCCCUAAAAGCCGGAGUGAAGGUGGAUUGUUCGCCAAGUUUCGAGCCUCAUGUAUGUCACUUCCACGCUCUGCAACAAACUCUGAUAUAUCCGCCUCACAGAAUGCAGAGGAGGGUGACAGUGUGGAUCCUCCAUGAACAGUGAUCCAUGGAACCAGAUAAUAUUGUCAGUGUACACUUUAACAUUCCUCAGUCUUCGACAGUGAACAUAGCAAUGCAAGUCAUCCAUGUCACAAUGUCCAGAGUUGGUUUCCCAGUUUUGUGUUCCUUUCUCAUUGAAAUUUGUUGCAUGCUGUUGUUAAAAAACAACUGUUAGUAUGCAGUGUUGAAAGACUAAAGUCAACUUUUUUAUGAAAUACGCAAUUAAAUGUCUGACAUUUACACAUAGGUAUGAUAUGCUGAGUUAAAAGAUAAACCUUUCUGUAAAGUGUGGUUCACCAUGAGACAGUUGGUUCAAGUGGUUAUUGCUGUCACCUGUAAGAGGUAUUGUCCAGUCAGUGUUGGUUGUCUUGUGUCAGGUAGCAAGUACAUGUAAUGCAUUUCACAUUCAUAUACUACUUUGAGAGCAGCAUAAUUGGAUAAGCAAUACAUUCCGUGCAUUUUUUUGUAUGUCUUUGGGUUGGUUGCCCAACAGAUCACUCCGUAUAAAAAAGCUGGAAUAUAAGAUUGUCCAUAACCAUGGGUUAAUUCACAUGCUGGACUCAAAACAUGUUCUCAAUCUAUUUAUCACAUUGGUUGUACAUUCUGGAAAUCCAUACGAUCACAACUUACGUUCAUCAGUUGUUUUCCUCUCCCAUUAUCCUGUCUGGUUACAAAACAAAGGUACACAGGCUGUGAUGUUAUUAAAUGUACAUAGUGUUAAUAAUGAUCUUCAUGUGGAACUAACCCUUUGGCUUGAACUUAAAAUAUACUUGUACUACUGGACAAAGCAUGGCCUCAGUAGUCUGGUCAACUCCCAGUGUUUUCUCCUUCAUAUACUUGCUGCUCUCUUGCAGUGACCAGUCACUAAAAACCACAAUCAGGUCCAAAAAAAUUGUAUCUGACAUAAGCUUAGUUUCUAUCAUGGCUAAUUGUGGAACUGUAGAAAAGGUAAACAGUUCGCAGUGAUAUAUGCAGAAAAUCAGUUAAUCAGUUUUCAGUUAUUUCUCUAUAUGUCCAUUGCAAUACCAUGUAAAUUUGCUAAGAAAUUUGGUUAAGAACAUUUAUAAUUACACAUUUUUUCUAACAGAGAAAAUGCAAGGCUGGAAAACAAUCAGAAAUUCUGAUUUCAAGUUCGUUUGAACAGACCAAUGAAAGUGAACAAAUAUAUUUACAUUAGUGUAAUGUAAUGAUUUCAAAAAGAUUUACAGGGACAGUCGAUAGCAUCUCUGAGGUGUGAAGCUUUUUAUCAUGUCUAUACUGGAGCGUCAUACAGAAUUCGUCUUUUGCACGUUGUAACAAUAAAUAUAUACUUGUACAAAGUAAGAUAAAAAGCUAGCAUAUAAGAAGUUAUAUUAAAUAGUGACUAUGCUACCAGAAGCACAACAACUGAUAUGUCUUAUGUCUUACAAUGCACUGUGAAAUGAAAUUUUGUGACAUUUGCCUUAUAUUAGAACAAAAAAAAGUAAAUGCAUGUAUGUAAGAAAGGUUUAAAUUUACAGACUAGGACUGACAGUUUUCAAUCUGUUAGAGCAUUUAUUCUUGUAUAUAUCAUACAUGUAUGAAUAAUAUUGAACUUUAUUGAUAUUUGGUAACUAAUGUACAUGUACUUAAUACAUUUAUGUGUACUGUGAUUGGCUCUGCUACUUGAAAUCCUUACAUUCUCAACUGCAAUAGAACAUGUAUUGGUAACUGUAACUUAAUAUAGUAUAUACAUUUCUCUGAAUGUUGAUUUUUUGACUUUUGUGUACAUGUAUGUACAUGUAGAAGUUUUACCCUCAAUAAUGCUCAUUUCAUAAAUGAUACUCACAUACUCCACCGACUGUUUGUUUAAUGUCAUUGUCUUAUUGAGGAAGGUUUGAGAAGGGUAUGUGUAUAUUUUAGCUUUUUCAGCACUUUUAUUCAUUGCACGUUAACCAUUUACUAUAAUGUACCAAAUCUUUACAUACACAUUGUGCUGUGACGUUAAGUUAAAGUGUUUGUCUAGUUUACUUACACGUAAACUGUCUAGUAUGUGUUACAUAUAUGUGCACAUGUCAUUUAUAUGUGACAGACUUAGUGGUUAACUCAUAUACAACAAGCCUACAGAGUGAAAUAUGCUUGAGUCAAUGCACACAAAGUGAAAUAUGCUGGAGUUAAUGCAUACAUACAAAGUGAAAUAUGCUGGAGUUAAUGCAUACAUACAAAGUGAAAUAUGCUGGAGUUAAUGCAUACAUACAAAGUGAAAUACGCUUGAAUUAAUGCAUACAUACAAAGUGAAAUAUGCUUGAGUUCAUGCAUACAUACGAAGUGAAAUAUGCCCAAGUUCUAGUCCAAAUGUUCAGUAAUAUUUAUUAUGUUCACAUUAAAUACUAUUUAUUUAUUACAUUAGUUUUCUUGUAAAGUUUGAAACUUGUACAGUUAAACUGUGCCAAAUUGUUGUGAGUACUUGUAUAUGGUAUUCCGACAGGCUCAAUCCAUGUUUGAAACCAUAAUAAAGAAAAUCAAA